AUGCAUUUGGGGCCGAGCAUUUCGACGGCUCUCAUGGUGAUGAUAGCUAUAGCUUGUGAGUUUUCCUUUGCACUUCUCAGACUCUCAAAAUAUACUUUCAGCGUUAAGCAGAACUGUCUUGGAAACAUAUUUCUGGGGAUCCUCGGAAACCGCCCAAACUCCCUACCAACGUGAGCAAAUUGUGCAUAGAAGUUUGACUGAAAAAUUAUAUUUUGCAGGUCUCGUUGAAUACGAAGACUCCGCGACGAUAUGUUCUUUAUCCGACAACAGAAACACCGGAAGUGAGUUGAAUUUUCUGGCGACGGUUGCUAAACAUUCGCCGGUUGCAAAGUGUAUGCGUAAACAAAUUACGACGUCGAGGGAUUCGUCACGAAGCUCAGAGACUUCUCGAAGACACUGGCGUCUGUGCAGGUGCUCGACACGAUGGAUACGAUGUUCAAUGCGCUGGAAUCGGUGAAAGAGGAGUACAAGUCUCUCGGCGAUCUCAAAGACACGUCCGUCUUCAAACUUUUUUCACUGCGGUCGAAGGAAUUAAGUCCAAUCCAAUCAACGUCAGUCUGAUCGAAGACUUCGAAAGUUUUGUCGGCUGCUGCUCUCGCGUGGCCGAUGGAAGUGCUCGAAAAGAAGGUCAGUGAACUGAAUGGCAGUUGGGAUGGCUUGCGGCAAACUGGAGCUGCUCAACGAGUCGACGAACUGGAGAAGAUGUUCGAGGAGGCCGGAACUCUUAAUAACGCGAUGCUGGAAAGGAUCAUCGAGUGGGUCGGAUGGCCGAAUACCCCGUCUCUUACACUCAUGCAAGCAGCCUACAAAAAUUGCGAACAACAUUGAAGGAUCUAUCCACGUGGAAAGAUGUCAUCCAAUUCACUAACAAAUCGAAUCUGGACGCGGAGCUGUCGGCCGUUAUGGCAAAUUUGGCAAAUUCGAAGCACAAGGAGCUCUUAGAAAACUUUAAAGAGCUGGCCACACUUUUUGGUGAAGUUUUAACGAAACUGAAGAGUCUUGGACAAUUCCUCGACAUGAUCUCGGGGAAUCAGACGAUGCUGAUAGACUUUCCGACGAAGUAUGGAGACAGAAGCUUCAUCAGCGCCGACUUGAUGUCCGACUCUAUCUUCACCCUGGAGGACUUCCGAAAGUAUCCGGAGCAGAUUAAUGCGAAUCGGACGCUGCAGAUGACGGACUUGUUCGAUCUAUGGAACCUUCCCUACCAUUCGGAACACUUUGGAUGCGCUGUAGCCGCACUGGUCGCCGUCGGAAACUUUGAGGAAAAGCGGACUGUCUUCGAGACGUUUCUGUGAGCAGGAGCGAAAGUGGAGCUGAUGAUUGAAAAUCUGCAGGAUCCCGCGUCGAAAAAGAGAGUCCAGUCACUUCAGGGAAGCUUCCAGACAACCACUUCGGAAGUCCAAGACCUGCUGAGCACCGUCAAGGAUCGAAUGGACGCGAUUCGAAGACCCUCGAGAUUCGCACGUUACACUGACCGAAGUGAUGAAGUCGGUCUGAAACGAUACCAAGACGUGUUAGCACUCGACCAACUGCUUAUUCUGCAUCCCAACUUCCAAGACCUUCACGAUAAGAAGGCUUCGCUGAAAGAGUUGUCCGCUCUCGAUCUCGACUUUGUCGAGUUCCAUCAAGCACUGUUCAGGAUUCCUCUUACGCUUUGUUUUCUUGACAUUGUGCUGGAGUUCAAGAGAACAGCCUUCAGUAGCCCUCCGCGUACCGAACCGUGAGUUGACAAUAGAAUGUGCCGUUUUUAAAUUUCCAUUCUUUUUCAGCACAUCCACGCUCUGCGGCUGCACACUAGACAACUCGGCAAGCACAGUGUGCGAGAAUGGUCAGCGAGGACGAAAGAAGAAUCUGUUUUCCCGAAUGGUGAAACAAUUCAAGAAGAUGGUGCGGACCGCGGUGAUGGAAAAGAAGAUGGAAAAUCUGGAAAAGACGUUGAUAGCGAUAAAGAAGAGGCACGCGGAGAAUCUGAAAAAAUCGGAUAAGGCAAAGCCAAAGAAGGAGAACACGAAGCAAAUGAUAUUUGUCAGAGCGUCGAAUAUUGUUGAAAACAUGGUAGAGAUUAAUAACCUUCGAGAAUCGAAUAGGGAACGUCGACGGAGUGUGAAGAACAAAGUGCAAGAGAAGAUUGACGCGAUGGCACGGUUUCAGAAGGAGAACGACGACAUCGCCAGGGCUAACGAGUACAAGUACAACAAGAACGACGAUGGUGAGAACUUCUGUUCUUUCCCCUUUUCGUCUCAUUCCACAUUCUUUUUCAGUUGACAUGUACUUCUACGAUCCGGAUUGGUUCCUCCGCAACGGCUUCAGCACUGACGCGGCGUUCACCGUUCCCCGCGUCAAAAUGGACAUUAACAAGACGGUUCUGCAGGGUUAUUGCGAGUGGCAACUCCAAAAACCAGGACUCAUAGACGACGAUUUGAGAGUGGACCGCAUGGGAAUGUGUACAAUGUGAGUGGAUCUCUUGAAAGUACUAUCAGAAUGUUGAUACUUUGAGGUACCCGGAAAUGCCGCUCAUCAGGCAUACGUUGGCGAUCGACAGACACGAUGAGAUCAGAUGCUGCUACCACGCGAACAUCAUCAUUUUCCCAAUAUACGGACGAGCGAUCGCGUGCAUGGCCCCUAGUGGACGCACGAAAGUACCGUACCGCGACGACAUUUGGUUGAUGAUCACGGAAAACAGAUGCAAGAUCAUCGUUAUGUUGUGCAAUUUGGUGGAGGACGGCGUCGUCAAAUGCUACCCCUACUUCCCGGACGUUAUUGGAAGAACUAAGAUUUUCAACGGAAGCAAAGUGACUCUGGACUCGCAAGUGGAGAAGUUCGACGGAGAGCUCAUCAUCCGACAGAUCACGUACCAGCCAGUGAAUCCAGAUGUCAUAGGGAUAGUACCGAAGCAGACGGUGACACACAUUACCAGAUUCCCAAAUGGAAGGAAGGAUCGAUUGCGAAGACGGAGAAUCAGUUGGAGGCUGUGCGAUUCGUUUACUACGCGACCCGGAGAAAGAGUAGAACGGUGAGUGAAGGAGAAAUGGGAAAAAAGAACUAGAUUUUGAUGAUUUCAAAAUCCCUACGACCGACCUCAUUCAUAUUUUUCAGGUUCCGUACGUUGUGCACAGCUCCAGAGGAACCGGACGUGUUUGCUGCUUUGCUGCUAUCGACUACAUCUACCAGGCAUCGUGCUCGAAACGCCGGAAGUGGACCCUGCCCAGACUGGUGUUGCAAAUGCGUGUCAUUAGAUAUAUGGCCAUCGAGACUGCCGAACAACUCCAAUUCAGCUUUCUGAUGGCCUACGAGGCAGUUGUCAGGGUAGGACAAAUACUUGAUUUUAACUGUCUUAUCGCUCUUUUUACUGUUCGUAAAUGUUUAUAAAUGCAUAAAGUUCAUAGAAAAUAAACUUGCUUCGUGAUUGA
Molecule: messenger RNA, 3410 nt
Organism: Caenorhabditis sp. 36 PRJEB53466
Lineage: Eukaryota; Metazoa; Nematoda; Chromadorea; Rhabditida; Rhabditidae
Source: the annotation of a GenBank genome assembly